This is a messenger RNA of Dentiscutata erythropus, 174 nucleotides long. The record is from the annotation of a GenBank genome assembly. Lineage: Eukaryota; Fungi; Glomeromycota; Glomeromycetes; Diversisporales; Gigasporaceae.
AUGCAUGAUGCGCCAAGUGCAGGACACUUCGGCAUAAGAGCUACAACCGAUAGAACAAGGCAACGAUAUUUUUGGUCUAGUAUGGGGAGAGAUAUAAGGAACUACGUGGAAUCGUGCGAUAUUUGCCAACGACAAGGAAAAGUUUCACGAAACGAAGAACUGCAACCUAUAAAA